CCCGGGCUGGACGGAGGGGAAAGUAGAGGCAUACUGACAGAGACAAGAUGACUUUUUCUAAAGUGGUGCUGUCUUUCAGAGUAGAAGGAGCAGAAUCUUAAAGUGAGCACUCAGAAGAAAUGGAGGAAGACUACUGCAGGACUAUUCGUCCGAUGUUUAUUCUGCGUGUGGCUCUUCCUGGUGUAACAGAGGAGUUGUGGACGGAGGAGAAUGAGACAGCUUUGGAUCAGUUUAUACUUGACCCCACAAUCGAAGCCAUGGUUGUGUAUCUGGACUCUGACUCUAGACUGAUGGUGGAGUUCUCUGUUUCUGUGCAGGUGGCAGGGCAGCUGUUCUUUUUUAUCCGUGUGCCAGGAGCAAUUAUCACAGCAGAGACUUUUGAGACGGCUGUCAGAUUUGGCUCAGUGCAGGGCUACGCCAUCCAGAGGCUGCUCCAUGACAUUUCCUGUUCUCACGCUCCCUCUCUGGCCCUCACUACCUACCAGAGGGGCAUCAAAGAGGACUAUAUGAACAACAUGCACUGUUACCUCUCUGUCCUCACAGAUGAUGUGUAUAAGAAGCUGGGCAAAACAGUGCUAUACAUCCCAAUGGAAGGCCUACAGAGCAGCCCUGAGGAGGCCAGGAAGGACAGGGGGCUUGUGCAAAGAAUGGAGACCGCUGUAAUCUACUGGACGGAUCAGAUCAAGGAGGUGCUGAAUGACCAAGAAGUCAAAGAGACGGGGGACACUUGUGGCCCGCUGCAGGAGAUAGAAUUCUGGAAGAGUCACUCAGUUAAGCUGUUGGACAUCAGCCACCAGCUGCAGAACCCAAAAGUUAAGCACAUCCAGAAGAUACUGCAGCUCUCAAAGUCUCUUUAUGAACAACGCUUUAGCAGACUGUCCACAGAGAUUCAGGAAAGCUCAGUUCAAGCUAGAUCAAACCUGACCUAUCUGUCCAUAGUGAAGCAGCCCUUUGAAGAGCUAGCCACACUCAAGCCUAAUCAAGUUUCUUCCAAACUGGGCCACAUUGUAAGCCUAAUCCGCAUCAUUUGGAUGAAAUCCCCCUACUACAACAGUCGUGAGAGGAUCACUGGCCUCUUCCGGAAGAUGAGUAACGAGGUCAUCAACCUGUGCUUCAGAAGUAUCUCUCUGGACAGGAUCUUUGAGGGUUUUGUGCUAUCCAGCAAGAAAAGCCUAAAUGACUGCAUCCAGUGCCUCCUGUCCUGGGAGGAAAUUUACCAGAAAGCCUCUCUUGUUCAUAUCAAGCUUUCAUCAAAGGGAUGGCUGGUGCACGAGAAGAGCAUCUUUGUGGUCAUUGAUGCUGUCAUUCAGAGGUUUAAAGACCUGAUUGAGGUCUGUGACUGCCAGCACCAGUUUGCCCGCUGGGAGGAUGGUCAGCAGAGGGCUCUGCCAUGCUUUAGUGGUGUACAAGGACCAGACUUCACCCGGUCCCUCCUGGAGCUAGAGGGCAUUUUGCACGGCAGCCUACAGAACCUGCGCUCUGUCACUGAGAACAUGUUUGAUGUUGAGAGCCCCGUUUGGUUCAGAGAGUUUAACAGAUUUCGUACAGCAAUAAAGGAUCUGGAAAUAAAGGUGCAGCACUUGAUCAAUUCAGUGUUUAGGACGGUGAACACAGUUGAGGAGGGAGUUCGGCUUCUGGCUAUUUUUAGACCCAUGUCUACUCGAGAGGCUAUUAAACGCACUACGGACGAGAAGGUUGAGGAAGUGUAUAAUAUCUUUAACAUGGAGCUUAAAAAAAUCAAAAAGGCGUUUUACCAGCAGGCAGCGGUUUCUCCUGACCAUAUACCCCACAUAUCAGGUCAGGCCCACUGGGUGAGGGCCCUCAAACAUCGCCUACAGAGACCCAUGGAGUUCCUUCAAAUUGCCCAUUUUAUGCAUGAAUCAUUCAGUCAAAGGCAGGCUAGUUUUGACUUUGGCCAAAUGGUCCAGGUUUUGGACGAAACAGCCAGAAAGUAUUUCAGCAUGUGGAACCAGAAGCUGGAUGGUCAAUCCAUACAGAGGCUUGAGCAGCCCCUCAUGGUGCGCUGCAAGGACAAGACUGCCAAGCUGGACGUCAAUUUUGACAAAAACUUGUUGAGCCUGUUCUCUGAGUUCCAGUACUGGGACCGUAUGAAGUUUGAGGUCCCACAGAGUGUGUCUGACAUUUGUCAAGACAGAGAGGACUUCAGGGCCCUGAGAGAGGGAACACUGCUGCUGAUCCGGGACUAUAACAGGAUCAUUGACAUGCUGUCUGCUGAUGAGCUGGGUCUGUUUCGGGAGCGUAUUCGUCUCUUGGAUAAGAAGAUUAAGCCUGGUUUGACAAGGCUCCUGUGGCUGUCAAAGGGAGCAUCACACAUCUUCACCAGAGAGUGCCUCCUACACAUCAACAAGGCCCAGCUGGUAGUGAAUGAAUUCAAGGAAUCCAAUCUCUCCAUCUCCAACCUCUGUCUCCAGAUGAGUGAAACAUUACUGGUUAAACUGGAUGGAAAGAAUGUGUACAGGGACCUGCAGUUUGAGGAUGACCAGAAGGCUCACCAGCAAAGCCAACUCCAGUCACUGCUCUCAGCACACCAGGAUAUUGUUGCUAUCAUGACCCGCAUUUACAGUAUCUUCUCUAAUGAGGGAUCUGAGGUCCAGGAGCACUGGGAACAGUACACAAAGAAGGUAGACGGCAUGAUAGAGGAAGCCCUUAGAAGUAAUAUCAAGCAGUCCAUGAAGAAACUAUCCAGGGUCAUCAAUGGAGACAGCAAGACAUCCCCUGAACCCCUGUUCAAAGUCCUGGUAGUACUGCACCAGGCAUCAUCAGAAUCCCCACCACAGUUGGGGUUCUCUCCUGCACUUGCAAAGCUUGCUCAGCAAGUGAACAUUUUACCCCAGCUCAUAAACACCACCUUAGGAAUCAAGCGUCUGCCUGAACUUCUCUCUGGCAAACAGUUCCAGAGGAAUCCUAUUCACAUAAACCUGGAACAAGAUGAGGAGAUUCAAAAGAUUCAGGCUGCCAUUUCAACAGGGAUGACAGCAAAUGCAAGUCACCUCCAAGCCUAUCUGAAGACCUGGGACAAAUACAGGGACAUCUGGCAGACCAACAAGGACGCUGUCAUACAACGCUACCAGAGACAAAACCCAGGAGUCACUGCUUUUGAUGCAGAUAUUCUAAGAUACACAGAAGAAGCCAACAAUAUUGAACAGGAAAAUACUGUGGCUGAAAUUGGCUUUGUCACACUGGAUUGUUCACCGCUCAAGUCCUCCUUGGUGCAGCACUGCAGUGAUUGGCAGACAAAAUUCACUCAGCUGCUUAACCUGAUGGCGAGCAGCCGCCUUACAGAACUCCACGACUCUUUGCAAGACAACGCCAGAAGGCUUACUCAACCCCCCCAGACACUGGCAGAGCUCGGGGAGAGCUUGAAGCUCUUGGAAAGUCUUCAGAGCAAUCUGCCCAGAACAGAGGCUGAGAUUCCUCUCAUCCAUGAUCAGUUUGCUAUUCUUGAUAAAUAUGAAGUCCCCAUGGAAGCAGCUGUGCAGAAUAUGCGUGAAGUGCUGAAUGAAGAGUGGGUGUGGUUCCAGGGAGUGUUGAUUGAUAGUGAGAUCACGCUCCAAAAGCACAAGGAAAAGUUUAAGAACAGCCUCAUCGUCUCCUCUGACGAGUUAAAGAAGAAGGUCCAGGCAAUGAUCCAAGAGUUCAACAGCACAGGUCCAUUUAACAGUGCACUCAGCACUAAGAAGGCCCUGGACCAAAUAUCAGAGCAUCAUAGCCAACUGGAGGCUCUCAAACAGGAAGAAACCACCAUCAUUGAUGGCCUGGGCUUCUUUAAGACAGAGCAACCCCCCAACAAAAGCAUCCGUGCCCUGGAGAAGGACAUAAACCAGCUACAGGAGGUUUGGGAGAUCACACAGGAAUGGAAUACCGUGUGGAACACCUGGAAGGUCGGCCAGUUUGCUACACUGCAGACAGAAAGCAUGGAGAGCACGGCGCAGGACAUGUUCAAGAAACUGCAUAAGCUGCAAAGAGAGCUAAAGGAUAAAGACUGGGACAUCGUACAUUUCUCAAAGAGCAGGAUGGAGCAGUUCAGGCGGACUAUCCCUCUCAUUGGAGAUCUGAGAAACCCAGCUAUGAGGGACAGGCACUGGAAGCAGAUAUGUGAAGAGAUGCAGUGCUAUUUUGACCACACCAGCGCUGAAUUUACCCUGGAGAAGAUGAUUUCUCAGGGCCUGGACAAGUAUGCUGAAAAGAUCUGUGAGAUCUCUGGAGCCGCAAGCAAGGAACUUUCCAUCGAGCAGGGUCUGGAGGACAUCAGCAAGACCUGGAAGGAUACAUUGCUGGACAUAGUUCCUUACAAAGACCAAGGCCACUACCGGCUGAGGAACACUGAGGAGGUUUUCCAGGCCCUGGAGGACAAUCAGGUUAUUCUCUCAACAAUGAAAGCUUCUCGGUUUGUGAAAGCCUUUGAGCAGGACGUGGACCGCUGGGAACGGAGUCUGUCGCUGAUCCUGGAGGUCAUAGAGAUGAUUCUGACUGUGCAGCGUCAGUGGAUUUAUCUGGAGAAUAUCUUCCAAGGAAAAGACAUCAGGGAGCAGCUACCCAAUGAGUGCAGGCAGUUUGAGGACAUCAGCUGUAGCUGGGAGACCAUCAUGGGACGGCUUUUCAAGCAGGACAAUGCUCUGGAGGGGACCCACCACCCAGGCUUGCUUGGAAAGCUGACAGAGAUGAGUGUGGAGCUGGAGGAGAUCCAGAAAGCCCUGGACAUGUAUCUGGAGACCAAAAGACAGAUCUUCCCCAGAUUCUACUUCCUGUCUAAUGAUGACGUGCUGGAGAUUCUGGGGCAGUCUCAGAACCCAGAGGCCAUGCAACCCCACCUGAAGAAAUGUUUCGAUAACAUCAAGAGCCUGAGCAUUGAGAAGGUAUGAGCGUGUAAAAAAUCAAAGGCCCACGGCAUGUUCUCUGCUGACGGGGAGUUUGUAGAGUUCUUUGGUACUGUGAAGCUGGACAAACCUGUGGAGGUGUGGCUGUGUGACGUUGAAGCAGCGAUGCGUUGUACACUGAAGAACUCUCUCAUCCACUGCUUCGACGCUUUGAAGGGCUUGAAGGGACAGAGAGACAAGUGGGUCAAAGAAUGGCCAGGACAGAUGCUCAUCACAGCGAGUCAGAUCCAGUGGACCACUGAUGUAACAAAAUCUCUCAUUACCAGCAAGGAGAAAUCUGGGAAGUCUUCUCUGAAGUCGAUGAAGAAGAAACAGGUGUCCAAGCUGCAGAAGUAUUCAGAAACCAUCCGUGGAAACCUUUCAAAGGUGCUGCGUCUUAAAAUCGUAGCUCUGGUCACCGUGGAGGUUCAUGCGCGGGAUGUUAUUGAUAAGCUCGCCAAAGCGGGCUGCAAUGAUGUCAACGCCUUUGAAUGGCUGUGUCAGCUGAGGCUGUACUUGGACAAGGAUGUGAGAAACUGCAUAAUCCGGCAGACCAACACUCGUUUCGAGUACGGAUACGAGUACCUGGGCAACUCUGGACGCCUGGUCAUCACCCCGCUCACUGACAGGUGUUACAUGACCCUGACAACAGCGCUCCACCUCCAUCGGGGGGGCUCGCCUAAAGGCCCAGCGGGGACCGGAAAGACGGAGACGACGAAGGACUUAGGCAAAGCUCUGGGCAUGUAUGUAAUUGUGGUCAACUGUUCUGAAGGACUAGACUACAAGUCUAUGGGACGCAUGUACUCUGGUCUGGCACAGACAGGAGCAUGGGGCUGCUUCGAUGAGUUCAAUCGCAUCAACAUCGAGGUGUUGUCUGUCGUGGCCCAGCAGAUCCUCUCCAUUCUGUCUGCCCUCUCUGCCAAACAAGUCAAGUUCCACUUUGAUGGACAGCACAUACGUCUGGUCCCGUCGUGCGGGAUUUUCAUUACCAUGAACCCUGGUUAUGCCGGUCGGACUGAGCUUCCAGAUAACCUCAAGUCUAUGUUCAGACCUAUCUCCAUGGUGGUGCCAGAUUCCACCCUCAUUGCUGAGAUCAUUCUAUUUGGAGAGGGCUUCAACAACUGCAAGCUCCUGGCUAAGAAAGUGUUCACCCUGUACUCCCUGGCAGUGCAGCAGCUUUCUAAACAGGACCACUAUGAUUUUGGACUGCGGGCCCUGACCUCUUUGCUUCGUUAUGCUGGAAAGAAGCGCAGAUUCUGCCCCAAUGUACCCGAUGAAGAAGUCCUGCUUAUGGCGAUGAAGGACAUGAACAUAGCCAAGCUGUCUUCUUCAGACCUGCCGCUGUUCAACGGGAUUAUCCGGGACUUGUUCCCUGCUGUGGAGACCCCGACUAUAGAUUAUGGCAAACUGAAGGAGGCUAUAGAGGCAGAGCUCCGUCAGAGCGGUUUGCAGGUGACUCCCUUUGCUUUGACAAAAGUCAUCCAACUUUAUGAGACCAAAAACUCCAGACACUCCUCGAUGCUUGUGGGAAAGACGGGCAGUGCUAAGAGUGUUACCUGGAGGAUCCUGCAGUGCGCUCUCACUGCCAUGCAUCACAAGGGUGUACCUGGAUUCCAGCUGGUCCAGGACUAUCCUCUGAACCCCAAGGCAAUGAGUCUAGGAGAGCUGUACGGAGAGAAUGACCUCUCAACCAACGAGUGGACCGAUGGAGUGCUUUCUGCCCUCAUGAGAUCAGCCUGUGCAGAUGAGAAGCCUGAUGAGAAGUGGAUUGUUUUUGAUGGACCUGUUGACACUCUUUGGAUAGAGAGUAUGAACUCUGUUAUGGAUGACAACAAAGUUCUUACUCUCAUCAAUGGAGAACGAAUUUCCAUGCCUGAGCAGGUGUCUUUGCUGUUUGAAGUGGAGAACCUGGCAAUGGCUUCUCCAGCAACGGUGUCCCGCUGUGGGAUGGUCUACAAUGAUUACGCUGCUCUGGGCUGGAUGCCUUUUGUUCAGUCCUGGCUGGACAAACGACACAAGGCUGAAGUGGACCAUUUAAAGCCUUUGUUCCAUAAAUAUGUAGAGAGUGUGCAGACCUUUAAGAAGAACAGCUGUAAAGAACUGAUUCCCAUCACUGAGCUGAACGGAGUCACCUCUCUCUGCCGUCUUUAUGACUCCCUAGCAACAAGCAGCAACGGGGUCAGCACUGCUGACACAGAACACCUGGGCAGGAUGGUGGAGCUGUGGUUCGUCUUCAGCCUGAUCUGGUCUAUGUGUGCCUCUGUUGAUGAGGAUGGACGCAGGAAAAUGGACAGCUUUCUACGGGAUAUGGAGGGAACUUUCCCAAAAAAGGACACAGUUUAUGAGUACUACGUGGAUACCAAGAAUAAGACCUGGGCUUCUUUUGAAGAAAUGCUUCCAAAAGGCUGGAGCUACAAUGCCAACGCUCCUUUCUAUAAGAUCAUGGUUCCCACAGUGGAUACGGUUCGCUACAACUUCCUGGUCAAAGCUCUGGUGUUGGGUCAGUACCCAGUGCUGCUCACUGGACCAGUGGGAACUGGUAAAACCUCAGUGGCCCAGAACAUCCUGCAAGGCUUGGAUAGCAAAUGGACUACACUGACUAUCAACAUGUCUUCUCAGACAACCUCCAAUAACAUCCAAGCCAUCGUGGAAAGCCACGUAGAGAAGAGAACCAAGGGUUUAUUUGUGCCAACAGGUGGGAAGCGUCUUCUCUGCUUCCUGGAUGACCUCAACAUGCCGGCUCAUGACCUCUUUGGCUCACAGCCUCCACUGGAGCUGCUGCGUCUCUGGAUCGACUACGGCUUCUGGUAUGACCGCCAGAAACAGUCUGUUAAGUUUGUCAAGGACAUGUUCUUGUUAGCAUCGAUGGGGCCCCCUGGUGGAGGGAGGACUCACAUUUCUGGACGCUUCCAGAGUCGGUUCAACCUGAUCAACAUGACUUUCCCUAAUGAGUCUCAGAUCAGGAGGAUCUACAGUACCAUGAUCAACCAAAAGCUGCAGGGCUUUAAGGAGAACGUGAAACCUAUCGGAGCGAUUCUGACACAGGCCACUGUGGAACUGUAUUACGCUGUUUCAGCUUGUUUUCUCCCCACUCCAGCCAAGAUACACUACCUCUUCAACCUCAGGGAUAUCUCCAAGGUGUUUCAGGGUCUGCUAAGAGCUCAUCCAGAGUUCCAUGAUAGUAAAAACAACAUCACUCGGCUCUGGAUCCAUGAGUGCUUCAGAGUUUUCUCAGACCGGCUGGUAGAUCACAGUGACAUGGAGGUCUUUAUUUCUUUGCUGAGCGAGAAACUCUCCUCUCUGUUUGACCUCACGUUCCACAACAUCUGCCCCAACAAGCAGCCUCCUAUAUUUGGUGACUUCAUGAGUGAGACUGGGGUGUAUGAAGACCUGCUGGAUGUACAAAGUCUGAAGAAGUUCAUGACAACCCAGCUGGAGGACUACAACAUGAUGCCUGGAGUGGUGCCCAUGAACCUGGUGCUAUUCCGCGACGCCAUUGAACACAUAACUCGUGCCGUACGUGUGAUCAGCCAGCUCAGAGGCAACAUGCUGCUUGUUGGUGUUGGAGGUUCUGGUAGACAGAGCCUGUCCAAGAUGGCUGCCUUCAUCUGUGAGUACCAGGUGUUCCAGGUGGAGGUCACCAAGCAGUACCGCAGACAGGAGUUCAGAGAAGACAUCAAGAAACUGUACCGUUUGACCGGUGUUGACAACAAGCCCACAGUCUUCCUGUUCAACGACACCCAGAUUGUGGAUGAAUCCUUCCUGGAGGAUAUCAACAAUAUUCUGAGCUCAGGAGAGGUGCCGAACCUCUACAAGCAGGAUGAGUUUGUUGAGGUCUGUAACGCCCUGUCAGAGUCAGCCAGGAAAGACAACGUCAUGGAGACUCCUGAGUCCUUGUUUGGCUACCUGAUAGAGCGAGUGAGGAACAACCUGCACAUCGUUCUCUGCAUGAGCCCCGUGGGAGAGCCCUUCAGAAAACGCAUCCUCCAGUACCCAGCUCUGGUAAACUGUGCCUCCAUUGACUGGUUCUGUGAGUGGCCUAAAGACGCCCUGCUGGAGGUGGCUGAGAGGUACCUGGAUGGACUGGACCUAGGCUCUGUGAGUGGGAUCCAGACGAAGGUGGCCAGUAUCUUUGUGACCACACACCAGUCAGUAGCCCAGGUUUCACAGAGGAUGAAGGUGGAGCUGAGGAGGCAUAAUUAUGUGACUCCCACCAACUACCUGGAGCUGGUGUCCGGAUAUAAAAAGCUGUUAGCAGAGAAGCGUAGUGAAUUGGGAGAGCAGGUCAGUAAGCUGCGUAACGGCCUACUCAAGAUCAGCGACACACGGGAGAAGGUGGAGGUCAUGUCUGUGGAGCUGGAGGAGGCCAAGGACCAGGUGGCCGACUUCCAGAUCCAGUGUGAGGAGUACCUAACCGUCAUUGUUCAGCAGAAUCAAGAGGCCAAAAUUCAGCAGCAGACUGUGAGUGCCAGCAGUGAGAAAAUCGCAGCUGAAGAGUUAGAGUGUAAAGCCAUCGCUGAGAAUGCACAGAAAGAGCUGGACGAGGCUCUUCCUGCCCUUGAAGAGGCCAUGAAGGCUCUGGAGUCUCUGAAUAAGAAGGACAUGACAGAGAUCAAGUCAUACGGCCGUCCUCCGGCGCUGGUGGAGACAGUCAUGCAAGCUGUCAUGAUCCUUCUGUGCAAGGAGCCAACGUGGGCCGAGGCCAAGAGACAGCUGGGUGAAGCCAACUUCAUCAAAACAUUAGUGAACUUUGACAAGGACAACAUCUCAGACCGUGUGCUGAAGAAGAUCGGCCAGUAUUGCAAGCUGUCAGAUUUCCAACCAGAGAUCAUUGGCAAAGUGUCAUUGGCUGCCAAGUCGCUCUGUAUGUGGGUCAGAGCCAUGGAGGUUUAUGGGCGUAUCUACAGAGUGGUGCAGCCAAAGCGGGCCCAGCUGAACACUGCUAUGACCCAGCUAGCAGAGAAGCAGGCUGCACUGGCAGAGGCUCAGAGAAAACUCAGUGAAGUGGAGGAAAAGCGGCAGCAGUUAGAAAAGCAGUACAGUGAGAAGUUAGCCAUGAAGGAGGAUCUGAGGAAGAAAUCUGAGGAGAUGGAGGUGAAACUAGACAGAGCUGACAAACUGGUGACUGGACUGGCAGGAGAGAGAGUCCGCUGGGAGGAAAGAGUUGUUGGACUUGAGGAGAACAUGGGAUACCUGGUUGGAGACUGCCUGCUGGCAGCAUCUUUCCUGUCCUACAUGGGACCCUUUCUUUCUAACUAUAGAGACGAGCUGCUUGCCAUCUGGAUGAAGGAGGUAAGGGACUUUGAAAUCCCCUGCACUCCUGGAUUCAGUUUUUCAACUUUCCUGUCCAGACCUACAGCAGUGAGAGACUGGAACAUCCAGGGCCUGCCCUCUGAUGCUUUCUCCACUGAGAACGGAGUUAUAGUCACUCGUGGAAACCGAUGGCCACUGAUGGUGGACCCUCAAGGCCAAGCCCUGAAGUGGAUCAAGAACAUGGAGAGGGAGAGAGGUCUGAAGGUGAUAGACUUCCAGAUGCCAGACUACCUGCGCAUCCUUGAGAACGCCAUCCAGUUUGGAAAUCCUGUUUUACUGCAGAAUGUCCAUGAGGAGUUAGAACCCUCCCUCAACCCAGUCCUUAACAAGUCCUUUACUCGAACAGGUGGCAGACUGCUGCUGAAACUGGGCGAUAAGGAGGUGGAAUAUAAUCCAGAGUUUAGUUUCUACAUCACCACCAAACUGUCAAACCCACACUACACUCCAGAGAUCUUUUCAAAGACGACCAUCGUCAACUUCGCUGUCAAGGAGCAGGGUCUUGAGGCCCAGCUGCUGGGGAUUGUGGUGCGAAAGGAGCGUCCUGAGCUGGAAGAACAGAAAGACUCUUUGGUGAUCAGCAUUGCCUCUGGCAAGAAAAGCCUGCAGGAGCUGGAGGAUGAGAUCCUCAGGCUGCUUAAUGAAGCCACUGGCUCACUCCUGGAUGAUGUGCAGCUGGUGAACACGCUGCAAACAUCUAAAGUCACAGCCACCAAGGUUUCAGAACAGCUGGAGAGCAGCGAACGCACCGAAAUAGAGAUCGACUCUGCUCGAGAGGCCUAUCGCCCAUGUGCCCAGCGAGCCUCCAUCCUCUUCUUCAUUCUCAACGACAUGGGCCGCAUUGACCCCAUGUACCAGUUCUCUCUGGAUGCCUAUAUUAACCUGUUCAACCUCAGCAUCAAAAAAAGCAAGCACAGCCAGAAACUGGAGGAGAGGAUUACACACCUCAAUGACUACCACACCUAUGCAGUUUACAGGUACACCUGCCAAGGUCUGUUUGAGGCCCACAAGCUGCUCUUCAGCUUCCAGAUGUGUGCGAAGAUCCUGGAGGUAGCUGGAAAACUCAACAUGGACGAAUACAACUUCUUCCUACGAGGAGGGCUGGUGCUUGAUAAAGAGGAUCAGAUGGAAAACCCCUGCCCCGGCUGGCUGGCAGACUCCUGCUGGGACAACAUCACAGAGCUGGAUAAGCUUCCAAAUUUCCACGGCAUCAUGACCUCCUUUGAACAGUAUCCUCGAGACUGGAAUCAGUGGUUCACCAGCGCUGAGCCGGAGAGCGCCUCACUGCCAGCUGACUGGGAGAAUAACUGUAAUGAGCUGCAGAAGAUGCUGGUUGUGCGGUCUUUGCGUCAGGACCGGGUCUCUCUGUGCGUGACGACCUUCAUCGUUAAGAACCUCGGCUCUCGCUUUGUGGAACCGCCUGUUCUGGACAUGAAGGCUGUUGUGGAGGAAUCCAACUGCAUAACUCCUCUGAUCUUUGUCCUGUCUCCUGGUGUGGACCCUACAGGGGCCCUGCUGCAGCUCGCUGAGGCCUCUGGCAUGAGUAACGCUUUCCACGCUCUGUCUCUGGGCCAGGGGCAGGCGCCGAUAGCCAAGAGCAUGAUCCAGGAGGGUGUCCAGAACGGUCACUGGGUGUUUCUUGCCAACUGCCACCUGUCCCUCUCAUGGAUGCCUGAGUUGGACAAACUAGUGGAGCAGCUUCAGGUGCAAGAGCCCAACAAGAACUUCAGACUGUGGCUCAGCUCCUCUCCACACCCAGGGUUUCCUAUCACCAUUUUACAGGCCGGCAUCAAGAUGACGACUGAACCUCCAAAGGGUGUUAAAGCCAACAUGAAGCGUCUGUACCAGCUGGUGUCUGAGGAUCAGUUCAACCGCUGCUUGAAGCCUGUCCCGUACAGGAAGCUGCUCUUCUCUCUCUGCUUUUUUCACAGCAUUCUGCUGGAGAGGAAGAAGUUUCUACAGCUGGGCUGGAACAUCGUCUAUGGCUUCAAUGAUUCUGACUUUGAGGUGAGUGAGAGUCUGUUGAGUCUGUACCUGGAUGAGUAUGAGGAGAUUCCAUGGGAUGCUCUGAAGUAUCUGAUCGCUGGGGUCAACUACGGAGGUCAUGUGACUGACGACUGGGACAGGCGUCUUCUCACAACAUACAUCAAUGGCUACUUCUGUGAGGCUGCCGUUAGCCAGCCGCUCUUCAAGUUGUCCUCCCUAAGCUCCCAUUACAUCCCCAACAACGGUCCCCAGUCCUCUUACAGGGACUACAUCAGUAUGCUGCCAUCCACAGAGCACCCGGAGGUGUUCGGCCAGCACCCUAACGCUGACAUUGCCAGCCAGAUCGCAGAAUCCAGGACAUUGUUUGACACCCUACUGUCCCUGCAGCCCCGAGUCACCGGUCCCACUUCUGCAGGGGGCGGGCCGAGUAGAGAGGAGAAGGUGUUAGAGCUUUUGUCAGACGUCCAGGGGAAGAUCCCAACACUCAUUGACCUCGGGGGGACGAGGUCACUGCUCCAGGACAACCCUUCACCUCUUAACGUGGUCCUUUUACAAGAAAUCCAACGAUACAACGCACUGAUGGAAACCAUCAUCUCUUCCCUGGUGGAACUGGAGAAAGGGAUCAGAGGCUUCGUGGUGAUGUCGUCCAGUUUGGAGGAGACCUUCAACUGCAUCUAUGACGCCCGAGUGCCACCGCUGUGGGAGAAGGCGUACCCCUCACUGAAGCCCCUGGCAGCAUGGACCAGGGAUCUUUGCCAGCGAGUCAAUCAGUUUGCACGCUGGGCUGAGAUGGCCCAGCCCCCCAACUUGUUCUGGCUCUCCGGCUUCACCUUUCCUAACAGUUUCCUCACCGCCGUUCUGCAGUCGGCUGCUCGGCAGAAAAAUAUCUCAGUGGAUACGCUGUCCUGGGAGUUUAUAGUGUCGACUGUAGAUGACAACCUCCUCCUCGACCCCCCCAAGGAUGGGGUGUUUGUCCGAGGUCUGUACCUGGAGGGGGCAGGUUGGGACAAGAAGAACUCCUGCCUGGUGGAAGCAGAGCCCAUGCAGAUGGUCUGUCCCAUCCCAACGAUCAACUUCAAACCUGUGGAAAACCGCAAAAAGAUGGCCAAGAGUAUGUACCUUUGCCCGUGCUACUACCUCCCGCUUCGGUCAGGAAGGGCGGGCAGAGCGUCUUUCGUGGUCAGCGUGGAGCUGAAGUCUGGAGCUGUGACUCAGGAUCACUGGAUCAAGAGAGGAACCGCACUCCUCAUGAGCCUGGACAGCUGAGGGACUCAGACUCACACAUGGGCUCUUUCUGAACUUUUAUUGGCUGCAGAGCCAGAGGAACAACUCAGUAACAUCACUGAGCAUCUAUGUUCACUAUUUAGUUUCACUUAUCAGCUGUUUUAUUGAGCGUGAUGCAUCACUUCCUGUCUUUGGCUCACAUGAAUUUUUAAUACAGAUCUAUUUAACUGUU
Molecule: messenger RNA, 13629 nt
Organism: Cheilinus undulatus (humphead wrasse)
Lineage: Eukaryota; Metazoa; Chordata; Actinopteri; Labriformes; Labridae
Gene: dnah2
Product: dynein, axonemal, heavy chain 2
Exons: 88
Biological process (GO): microtubule-based movement
Cellular component (GO): dynein complex
Molecular function (GO): dynein intermediate chain binding; ATP hydrolysis activity; minus-end-directed microtubule motor activity
Source: RefSeq, a predicted model, not a curated record